CGCAUGCCAUUUCUUUCCGUACUUCUUCAUCCGCCCUCGACUAACCGCAGCAUCCCACGAGACUCUUCGUAACCGUCAAGAUGCUUAUCCCCAAGGCCGAUCGCAAAGCCAUUCACGAGUACCUCUUCCGAGAGGGCGUUCUCGUUGCCAAGAAGGACUUCAACCUUCCCAAGCACGGCGACAUUGACACCAAGAACCUUUUCGUCAUCAAGGCUUGCCAGUCUCUGACCUCCCGCGGCUACGUCAAGACCCGCUUCUCGUGGCAGUACUACUACUACACCCUCACACCCGAGGGUCUCGACUACCUCCGCGAGUGGCUCCACCUGCCCGCUGAGAUCGUCCCCCAGACCCACAUCAAGCAGCAGCGCUCUGCUCCUCCCCGGGGCAUGCUCGGCGGUGACGCCUGAGGGCGCUGCCCCUGGCGAGUUCAAGCCUGAGUUCCGCGGUGGCUUCGGGCGGGGCCGUGGCGCCCCUGCUUCCUAAGCGAUUGACCUUCGCUUAAGGAGUAUUGGCUAGAUACAGGAUCAUCUUUUGCUGCAUUACAAAAAGGGACAGGACCUGGUGGCAUACGGCGAAAUGAAAGGAUGAUACCACGAAUGU
This is a messenger RNA of Didymella exigua CBS 183.55, 600 nucleotides long. Its product is annotated as Plectin/S10. Gene Ontology annotation, molecular function: RNA binding; structural constituent of ribosome. Bases 81 to 407 code for a protein of 108 amino acids. The record is from RefSeq and is a predicted model, not a curated record. The transcript is spliced from 5 exons. Lineage: Eukaryota; Fungi; Ascomycota; Dothideomycetes; Pleosporales; Didymellaceae. Gene Ontology annotation, cellular component: cytosolic small ribosomal subunit.